ACUAGAAGUCUAGAACCUACUUGAAGGUCGUUCGUGGCCAACGCACUCUUCUACUUUUGAGAAGACGAAAUUAACCUCGUGAUCAUAAAACGAAAAGCCUUCAAAUCGAGGCAACUUUGGACACUGAUGGCAUCCAAAUUAUUAGCAUCGGCGGCGGAGAAAAUCGGAACCGCCGCGAAACGUCAGGCGUUAACGUUGACAGACGCAGCAGCUUCUAGAAUACGCCAUCUGUUGCAGCAGCGGCAAAGGCCUUAUCUGAAGCUCGGCGUGAAGGCUCGCGGCUGUAACGGCUUAUCCUACACCCUCAAUUACGCCGAUGAGAAAGGAAAGUUUGAUGAAUUGGUUGAGGACAAAGGUGUAAAGAUAUUGAUUGAUCCGAAAGCUCUCAUGCAAGUUAUUGGAACUAAGAUGGAUUUUGUUGAUGACAAACUAAGGUCUGAAUUUGUAUUUAUUAAUCCAAACUCUAAAGGACAAUGCGGAUGUGGUGAAUCUUUCAUGACAACAACUAGUAGUGGCGCUGCAAAACCAAGCGGCAGCAAAUAAGUCUUGUGGGUGAGUCGAGAUUUUAUACAUAACCGGCUAACAUAUGGUUUUUUUCCCUUCUGUACGCCAACUGUAUUCAGCAAGAAGAUCAAUUCGCUAAGGGAUUCAAAACUGUUCUGUUUAAAGAUGUGAAGCUAAUGAAUGUCAUUCACUUUCUCCAGAUAUCACCUCCUGUGAUCAUGAUCUUUAGUUCAAAUUGUUCGUGAAAUGGACAUCUCUAUACAAUUAGUAUGUAGAAAUAAUUGAACGGGAUUGUUCUUAAUCUUCAAAAUAAUUUCAUAUUUUUUUUCUUUCAAUAGGUCUAGCCAUGCAUUGUAUAUUGUGCAACAAUGCUAGUUUAUUGAUUUGUAUCAUAUAAUAUAAGUUUAUUGGUGCAAAUGAAUUUUUAA
This is a messenger RNA of Mercurialis annua (annual mercury), 932 nucleotides long. Its product is annotated as iron-sulfur assembly protein IscA-like 1, mitochondrial. Gene Ontology annotation, molecular function: 2 iron, 2 sulfur cluster binding. The transcript is spliced from 3 exons. Lineage: Eukaryota; Viridiplantae; Streptophyta; Magnoliopsida; Malpighiales; Euphorbiaceae. Gene Ontology annotation, cellular component: mitochondrion; cytoplasm. The record is from RefSeq and is a predicted model, not a curated record. Gene Ontology annotation, biological process: iron-sulfur cluster assembly. Bases 127 to 543 code for a protein of 138 amino acids.